Messenger RNA from Prunus armeniaca (apricot), 384 nucleotides. The record is from the annotation of a GenBank genome assembly. Lineage: Eukaryota; Viridiplantae; Streptophyta; Magnoliopsida; Rosales; Rosaceae.
AUGUCAAACUUGUCGAGGGUGUUGGAGAGGCAACAGAAACAAAGGGAAGAAAUCCGGCGUAGACGUGCUCAAGAAGAUUGGGACGCCGAUGAAGAAAAGGAACAAUUGCUUGCAGCAGCGGUGUGUAUGAUGGAUCAAUCAAGGCAACAUCGUCGUCGUCGUGCCCCGAAUCGUGACGCCAGCUCUGACAUCACCAAACUCGGGCUUCAGCCCGGGCAAAACUUGCCCUUGGGCUUCCUCGGGCUCGUGGGACCCACCAUGAAACCGGGCUACGGGCUGGGCGCUGGAGCCAUCUCGGGCUCUCUCUGGCAGCCUUUUACCCAGUUUGGGUUGGACACUGAAGGUGCUCUUAGAAAGCGAUCAAACUGCAUCCACACCAAUUAA